Leptosia nina is the source of this 1050-nucleotide messenger RNA. Lineage: Eukaryota; Metazoa; Arthropoda; Insecta; Lepidoptera; Pieridae. The record is from the annotation of a GenBank genome assembly.
AUGUAUUCCGUAGAGCAGACGCAAAUAGGUGAACACAUUGAAAAGUCUUCCGCGCCAGCUCGUCUUACGCCAUAUCAUGUUCGAGAAUUUUCCUGUGGAACUCUCUACUAUAGAACCUUCUUUGUUGAUACAAAGCGAGAUGCACUCUACGUUGGCGCGAUGGAUCGUCUUUAUCGACUUAACAUGAACAAUAUCAGCGCAUCACACUGUGAGAGAGAUGCAAUAAAUCUAGAGCCUAGCAACGUAGCGCAGUGUGUGUCCAAAGGAAAAUCAGAGCACUUUGACUGCCGAAACCACAUCCGGGUGAUCCAACCAAUGGGAGACGGUUCUCGCCUGUACAUCUGCGGGACCAACGCGCAUAGCCCUAAAGACUGGGUUCUCUAUUCGAAUUUGACGCACCUGCCCCGGCAUGAGUACGUGCCGGGCAUCGGCAUGGGUGUCGCCAAGUGCCCCUACGACCCGGCGGACAACUCCACAGCUCUGUGGGUGGAGAGGGGCAAUCCUGGCUCCCUGCCCGCCUUAUAUUCGGGCACUAAUGCCGAAUUCACGAAGGCAGACACCGUCAUUUUUAGAACCGAUCUGCACAACUUGACCACUGGAAGAAAGGAGUUCUCCUUCCGGCGGACACUUAAAUACGACUCGAAGUGGCUAGACAAACCAAACUUCGUUGGAUCUUUCGACGUCGGCGACUACGUCCUAUUCUUCUUCCGCGAGACCGCAGUGGAAUAUAUCAAUUGUGGCAAAGCUGUCUACUCGAGGGUAGCAAGGGUCUGCAAGCGUGACACUGGAGGAAAGAACAUCCUUAGUCAGAACUGGGCCACCUAUCUGAAGGCGCGACUCAAUUGCAGCAUACCUGGAGAGUUUCCCUUCUACUUCAAUGAAAUACCCGAGUCCACAAACUUAGAUUUUAACUACAUUCCCCUUCGACCCAAACAUGCAAAUAUUGACUGUCAAUUCGGGACAAAUAUACGGAGUUUCAAUUCAAUGGUGCAUAGAGAUUUAAGCGACAAACGCGCAGCCAAUUCCCGACGAGGUCCCAUCUUCAUCUAA